AUGCCUUUCAGACCGUUCAGGCAGUCCCGACUCAAAUUUCCUAUUCGGGUCACUCGUCCUCAAUCUUCUGUCGCAAAAUCCCUUUCCUUAGAGGUUCCUAUAGAAGAGGAGCGUCUGCCCUUCUAUAAAUGGAAGGAUUACUAUCAUCCAAACCCGGGUGACGUAUUGAACAAACGGUAUAAGCUCAAGGUUAAGCUUGGAUGGGGAACUUCAUCCACUGUUUGGUUGGCACAAGACAUCGGCUUUUGUAAUCGGACAACAGGGCCCGAAUCUGUUGCCAUCAAAAUCAGUACGAACAACGUUGAAGACGAAGAUGCACACCACGAGCUUGAUAUCUCUACUCGUAUCGCUCGUACUAAUCCACAUCACGAGGGACGCUCCGCUUUACUGGUCGCAGACGACCAUUUUACCAUUGAUACCGCAAACGGAUCGCACGUUUGUCUUGUUUUUGAACCGAUGAGGGAGUCGAUUUGGCUUUUCAAAAGAGGGUUCAGCAAAGGCAACGAGCUCACACCAAGCAUUGUACCGCUUUUCAAAACAUAUCUUCGCAUAGUCUUAAGUGGUCUUGACUAUCUGCACUCGGAAUGCAAACUCAUCCAUACGGAUCUGAAACUGGACAAUAUCUUAAUGACCUUUGAGGACAGGCCAGCCAUUGACCGUUUCAUCCAGGCUCAAACCGAGAAUCCGAUGGCCCGAAAGGUCUUUACUGAUCAUACCGUGUAUCGCUCCCAGAGAAAUUUUGGAGACAUCAAGUGGCCAUCAGGUGUCAGAAAUAUGAUGCCAAAACUGGCAGAUUUUGGCGUUGCACAACGAGGAGACCAGCCGGGACGAUUGAUUUUCCCUAUACAGCCAAACCAUUGCCGUGCCCCUGAGGUUCUUCUUGGUGCUGGGUGGUCAUACAGCGCGGAUAUAUGGAAUUUCGGGAUCAUAGUAUGGGACCUUCUUGCGGGCACAGAACUGUUCCUGGAUCCCAAGAGGACUGGGAUAUCUUAUAGCGCUGCUCAUCACUUGGCCGAGAUGAUCGCUCUCCUCGGGCCCGCACCCGAGUCACUGAUUCAACGGGCGAGGUCCCUACGGCGUUGGAGAUGGCAUGAGGAAAUCCAAAAUCCCGAGGGUAAGCUUUGCAAGAAUGUAGCAGAAUUUUUCGGCGGACCCUUUUACUCUAGCGAUGCAGGCGAGUUCCUCCACGAUAGUCUAAUCCCUUCUCAGCGCGUAUGGGUAGAUGAGGUCCCGAAAUGCAUUCUAGAUGAAGAUAAAACCCGCUUCUUACGCUUCAUAAGGAGGAUGCUCUGCUGGGACCCGGAUGCUAGACCGACCGCGAAAGAGUUGGUCCACGACCCCUGGUUGGAUGUUAAAGUCCGCCCUGAUGAUUAGGCGGCGAACAGGCUAAUCUAGUUUCCGCUGUGAUUCUGGGAGGGCGUACAUUGCCCUCUGGAGCAUGAUAACAAUAAAAGUCCUCAGAUGUUUCCGUUUGGCAUGGGGAUAGUUCAAAUAUCAGGGGGCCGAACCUCUGGCCUAGGAAAUCAGCUAUAUGUUAUCUGAAGAGACUUUUCAUUCAGAAAAUCAAUCAAGCACUCCUCUCCUUCC
Eremomyces bilateralis CBS 781.70 is the source of this 1587-nucleotide messenger RNA. RefSeq names its product kinase-like protein. The record is from RefSeq and is a predicted model, not a curated record. Lineage: Eukaryota; Fungi; Ascomycota; Dothideomycetes; Eremomycetales; Eremomycetaceae. Gene Ontology annotation, biological process: regulation of mRNA processing; protein phosphorylation; spliceosomal complex assembly. The transcript has 5 exons. Bases 1 to 1374 code for a protein of 457 amino acids. Gene Ontology annotation, molecular function: ATP binding; protein kinase activity.